AUGCUCAAUCUCGCGUUUGGAUGGAUCUGGAUCACGAUGGGAUUCGUCGCUGGUGCUGUGCUUGGGAUGGGGUUCCACAAGGACGAGUUCAUGGGCGGCUACAACUCCUGGGCUCGCCGACUGACUCGGCUCGGACACAUCGCGUUCUUUGGGACGGGUUUCCUGAAUGUCUUGGUGGGGCUCACGGGCCUGCUGUUCGGAGAGUCGUACUUGGAUGCUCCGAUCUGGACAUGGAUCUCGAUCUCGUUCUUGCUUGGCGGAUGCUGGAUGCCGAUUUGCUGCUUUGUCGUCGCCGUGAAGAAAGAAGCGAAGACGAUCUUUGUGAUCCCAGUUGUGCUGCUGACUGUGGGAUUCGUCGAACGCUCCGAAGUGAUCGCAUCGCUCCCAUCGCUCGGACUGCUCACGCUCGCGGCACUCACUCCAGACGAUAUCGAGAUCUCCUACCACGAGGUGGAUGAUCUGCAGCGCGAUCGUGUUCCUGAUUUGGGAUUCGAUCUCGUCGCGAUCUCUACGAUGACCGCCCAAGCGUUCGACGCGUACACACUCGCUGAUGAGUUCCGUGCAUCUGGAAUCACAGUGGUCAUGGGAGGUCUGCACGCGACCUGUGUUCCUGAUGAAUGCAUGCAGCACGCCGACGCGGUUGUGGUGGGGGAGGGAGAAUCAGUCUGGGCGCGGCUCAUCGAAGACUUCCGCAAGGGACAGCUGCAACCCAAGUAUGAAUCCGAUGAUUCGUAUUCGCUCGAUGACGCGCCGAUGCCGAGGUUCGAUCUGCUCGACAUCGACAAGUACAAUCGGCUCACAGUCCAGACCACACGCGGAUGUCCGCACAAGUGCGACUUCUGCGCGUCGUCGAUCAUGCUCACGCCGAGCUACAAAGUGAAGCCGACCCACAAGGUGAUCGAGGAGAUCCGCGCGAUCAAAUCGAUCUGGGACGAUCCCUUCAUCGAGCUCGCGGACGACAACUCGUUCGCGAGUCGAGGGAGAGCGUACGAACUGCUCGAAGCGAUGAUCCCUGAGCGCGUGCGAUGGUUCACAGAGUGCGAUGUCUCGAUCGCGCGUGAUCCGACGCUGCUCUCGCUCAUGGAGCGAGCGGGAUGCCGACAAGUCCUCAUCGGUCUCGAAUCACCCAACGAGACCGGUCUGGACGGCAUCGAAACAAACAACAACUGGAAACUCGCUCAAUAUCCCAAGUACGAAGAAGCGGUGCGCACCAUCCAAUCGCACGGCAUCACGGUCAUCGGAUGCUUCGUGCUCGGACUCGAUGGACACACGCCCGCGACAUUUGAUGCCGUGUAUGACUUCGCGGAGCGGACGAAUCUGUACGAUGUGCAGGUGACGCUGCAGACGCCGUUCCCAGGAACGCCGUUGUACCAUCGGCUGGAAGAUUCGGGAAGACUCACGCACGCGGGGCAAUGGGAUCGCUGCACGCUGUUUGAUCUCAACUACGAACCGAUCGGGAUGACAAGGGAUGAACUGGAAUCGGGAUUCCGCGAUUUGGUUUCCAGAAUCUACGAUCCGAAGUUCAUCAAACGUCGUCAGCUCGGAUUCCUCAAGCAGCUCCGAUCAGUCGGCUGA
This is a messenger RNA of Symbiodinium sp. CCMP2592, 1575 nucleotides long. The record is from the annotation of a GenBank genome assembly. NCBI's taxonomy places the organism in Eukaryota, Dinophyceae, Suessiales, Symbiodiniaceae.